AUGGCAGGAGUUUCAGUAACAGUACCUAAUUUUUCAGGAGAUCUUGGUGAAGAUAUUAAUACUUUUAUCAAGCAAUUCAAAGGAUUUCUAAAUAAUAUUAAUAUUGAUGUAUCAAAUAUGCUAACUAAUAUAUAUGAUAAUCAUGAUACAAAUACUUUAGCAAAUCUUCAAACACAAACCAUGGUACAGAUGAUUGUCACCAACAGUUUUAGACCACACCCUUCAGCACAUGCCUAUGCAAAUAUUGGAACCAAUAAAGCAGUUACAAUUAAAUGUGCUAAUGGCAAUACUCCUAUAAUAUUACCUGGAAUUCAUAUUGGUCAAACUAUUUACUACCUUAAAAACCUCUAUCUUACAAUAUUAGAAGAGAGAAACCAAGUAGAAUUUGGUACUCUUGACCAGGGUAAUGAACCAGUUAAAACUUUCUAUGUAAAAGUAAGAAGAUAUGAUGAAUCAACUAUAACAAGAAUAUUGCAAAAAAGUGAUGAUAUACUUAACACUGAAAUCACCAAUCCCGAAGCUAAAAGACACAAAUCUGUAACAGUUCCUGAGUUUGAACUUGCUCUUAGGGAAUUCGUUUUAAUUUACCAAGACAAAGCUAUCUUAAGUGAAGCUGUUUUAAUUGAAAAGCCAAGCAAUUGGCAGAUGGCUUAA
Messenger RNA from Entrophospora candida, 654 nucleotides. NCBI's taxonomy places the organism in Eukaryota, Fungi, Glomeromycota, Glomeromycetes, Entrophosporales, Entrophosporaceae. The record is from the annotation of a GenBank genome assembly.